UCUACGGUCCAGGGUGACAUCCGGGAGCGUCUCCUAGCAACGGAGGGAACGCUGAGGCCUGCUCUUUCGAGGAAGCGGCCACGAUGUCGAAGUUGGCCAAGAAGAAGGAAGUGCUGAAGACGAACAACGUCCUCCAGCCAGGCCUCCCUUUCAAAGAACCUUGGUUUCUUUCUGGAUCAGCCUCAGGUGUGAGCCCUCAGGGUGCUUUAUUUGAGGGAAGGAGGGGAAGAUUUCCUAUCUGGCCAGAAUGGAAUGAAGCUGAUAUCAAUGCAGAGAAGUGGGAUGCAGGGAAAGGUGGAAAAGAAAAAGAUAAAUCAGGAAAAAGUCCUCUUUUACAUUUCUUUGAAGACCCAGAAGGAAAAAUUGAACUUCCUCCUUCUUUAAAAGUGAGUUCCUGGAAGAGGCCACAAGAAAUCUUAGUCAAUAAGGUGCCUGUGGUAGUAAAAAAUGAAACUUGGUUUGACCUCUUUCCACCCAAUGAACAUUUAAUGAACAGUGAGCUGAUGCGAUGGAUAAUAAGUGAAAUCUAUGCAGUUUGGAAAAUAUAUAAUGCAGCAGUUUUAAGUCCUGAUGCUAAAGCUAAUACCAAUGAAAUACCUGCACUUUUGUGGAAACCGUGGGAACAUAUAUAUUCAUUAUGCAAAGCUGUCAAGGGACAUAUGCCAUUGUACAAUAGUUAUGGAAAAUACAUUGUAAAAUUGUACUGGAUGGGGUGCUGGAGAAAAAUCAUUGUAGAUGACAGUAUACCCUUCAGUGAAGACAAUUACAUGCUACUUCCAGUUACAACAUGUGAAAUUGAACUUUGGCCAAUUAUAUUAUCCAAAGCCAUCAUUAAACUAGCAAACAAUGACAUACAUGACAAUGGAAAAAGAGAACUAGGGGAAUUCACAGUUCUGCAUGCACUUACUGGAUGGAUACCAGAAAUUAUUCCACUCCAGUCUGGAUAUUUGGAUAAAGUUUGGGACUUCUUAAAAGAAAUAUUGCCAGAAUUUAAGCUACCAGAAGAGUCACCCCCUGAAACUAAAGCAUCUCUUCAGGAUACCAAAAAAGAUCUCAAAAGUUCUGAUAUUAAAAAUGACUCUGUACCUGUCAUUAAACAACCAGAGAAGCCAGAAAAAGCAGAGAAAACUGGCAAAGAAAAGCCAGAUCAAAAAGAAAUUGGGAAGAAGAAGAGCAAAGAUGGUGAAAAGGAUAAGUUUAAGUCUGGACGAAUGUCUGCUGAUUUUCCAACUUCUCUUCAGAUGUUUAUGAAUGGUUCUGCAGCACCACUGCAGCCUCAGAUGGUGGCCUAUGCUUACUAUUUGCCUCUAUAUGUGUCUGAAAGAAAGAUCUUUGUAUUAGAGAAAAUGGCUGAUUCGUCUGAGAAGUUACGGGAAUAUGGUCUUUCUCACAUUUACAGCCAUCCUGCACUGCUUAGUAGAACAAGGUCAGGCCCACUGGUGGCACCUCCAAAACCACCAUUUGUACCACGUUGGAAACUUAUCAGACAAAAAAAGGAAACAAUUGUGACAGAUGAACCCCAAGAACCUGUGAUUAAAAAGCCAGAACAAUUUAUUGAACUUGCUAGUCCUUUUGUGAACUUCAGACUUUCUGCAAUGCCCAUACCAAGAGAUACCCACUUCCCACCAUCUACCUUCAAAAGGGGAUCACUUCCAGCAUCCACCCUCCCUUCUGUCACGGAAAGUGAUGAAAACAUAAUUGAAAUGUAUGGAGACUCAAAUCCCAUGAGUACAGAAGACAAUUCUCAGGAAUCUACAUUACUUUCUAAUUUAGUUCCACAACAUAUUGUUGAAGGAUCCACUAAAGGUGAAUCAACUGAAAAAAUGAGUAGUGAAGCAGCUCAGUUACUUGAAUCAACAGAAGCUGCUGUCAGCAGCCAAGUAGUAAACAAAACUCCAGAAGAAAUUGAAGCAGAAAAGAACCCAAUUUCCAAGGAAAUAUGGAUGGACUAUGAAGAUUUCUGUGUUUGUUUUCAGAAACUGUAUAUUUUUCACAAACCAAAUACCUAUGCCUACACCUAUCAGAAGUCAGAUUUUAGGAUGCAAGAUGACCGUGUAUUAUAUUAUUUAUGUGUGGACAGUUUGAAGCCAAUUGAUAUCCUGGUUAAUUUUUCAGCAUUAGUACACUGGGGAGACUUAGGAGCCGUUGCACAAAAAAUAGGGCACACUUUGCCCAAGGGAUUUCUCAUCAUUGAAAGUUACUCAUGGAAGAAUCUGGCUCCAGGACAAUUAAUCUUAAAGAUCCAUACCUAUGCUGCCAAAGCCGCUGUUAUAAGUCUUCCUGCUGGGCGCCAUGUAUUGAGCUUCACUGCAAGUUCCCCCAUAGGGCACCAUAUCCUUCUGUGUAGUAUGGUGCCAUGUGUAUUUGGUGAAGAAGAUAUUGUUCUGCCAAAUCUUGAGAAGGAGAGCUACCGGUUUAUGGAACAAGCUUCAGCUAUCAUGAAAGCCAUUGGAAUGGUGUUAACUAAUUUUGGACACACAGAAAACCUCCCCAAAGCCAUGAAGUCCCUAGAAUUAACGCACUGUCCUCCUGACCUCAGUGGCACAGGAAUACUGAGAGAACAUGUAAAGGUGUUCAAUAGUGCUUUUUGGCACCUGAUGAAACAAAUAUUAGGGAAUAUUCCUCCUAACUAUGCAUUUGCUUACAAAAGUUUCACUUUAGAUUUUAAACACAGCGAAGUAUCUGUUGAAGACACUGAAUCUUCAGAGGUGACGGAAACAAAUGUUUCUCCUUGGCAGAACAAGGAACCCACAGUUGAGGAAGAAGAAGCUGCACUUAAACUGCAGACUGCCUGGAGAGGGACUUAUGUCAGGAUGUUAAUGAAUGGCAGAAAGCCAGGUACAAAAGAGAAUGCUAGAGUCAAAGAUACUCUCCAGAAAUUGUGGGCUCUAAUUGAGCCAAAUUUUGAACAACAUUCUUUGACAUUUUUGAGAGAUAUAUUUAAAAGUAAAUGCAAAUCAAUAGAAAAAUAUCAUUGCUAUGAAGAUGAAUGGACUAAGACAUCUUUUGCUGAUUAUACUGUUACGUAUGGGGACCAGCCCCCAAAUUUUUGGUUUGUGGUCUUCAGGGAAGUAUUUUAUGUUCCUGAAGAUAUGUUCAUAGUGCCAAAAAUUUAUUCAGCCAUACCUACCUGUGUACUGCAUGUUGUAGACAAUGACACGUUGGUGGAAAUACCUAGAAUCUUUCUCAGAGUUGCACCACAUCUUUAUACAAAGAAUAAGAAAGGAUAUACAUUUAUGACCGAAAUUCAAACUGGUGAAUCACCAGUGAUGGCAGGAAAGUGGAGGCUUCGUCUUAUAGGUUCCUGCACUCCCCUUCCUGUUCUGUCUCGUGAUAUUGUAAACAAUUUGUAUUCUAUUAAGGAAGUUAAGGACUAUUAUGUACCAAAUGAGAAGCAUAUAAUAUUCAGGUAUGCAGUAAAAGUCACCAUACCACUUAUUGCUACUGUCCAGGUGCAGACCUCUAAAUCAGAUACAAUAAUUAAACUACAGGUUCUGGAUUCUGAGGAAGAAAUGGUGAAUUCUGUUGGAAAGGGCCAUGUUGUUAUUCCAGCAUUUAAUUUCAUAUCUUCUGAAAGGCCUUCAAGCAGCUUCUCAACAGCAAGUAAGGGUGGGGUGACCCCAAGCUCUCCCAAAAAGGAAGCUGAAAUUGUAGUCCCUAAGAAAAAAGGUGCUGUAGCUACUCAGAAAAAUAUCAAGUCUUCAGUGAAGACUUCACAAGAAGGUCCAGUUUCAACAGAAGAAGAAACGAUAACUAUACCUAUUAUUGAUGAAAGUGUACCUCAUCAGCCUCACAAGUAUAUUAUACAAGCUUCAGUGCUGCAUAAUAGUUGGCCACUUACUGAGAGUCAAAUGGUAUUUGUUCAAGCACUAAAAGAAUUAGAAAAAAAUGAAAUCAAAGCUCAUCCUGUUGAAAAACAUGAAGAGAAUGUAUCACUCCUAAGUCCAGAUAUUCACAGCAACUUGGAAGGGCAAAAAUCUGCUGGCUCUUCCAAAGCAACUAGAAAAACAAAGGAAAAAACAACAGACAAAGCAGAAAAGACAGCUAAAGAAAAGCCUCCAUCGACCACUAGACCAGAAUCACAGCAAUCUGAUCCAAACAAGCCCUUCUGGAUCUUGCGUCUAGUUGCAGAACAACAUGAGGUAGAAGCACUGGAUUUGAGGAAAGACACCGAGAGAGCAGAUGAGAUCAAAGCAAUGAAGCAAGCAUGGGAGGCUGCAGAGCCUGGAAGAGCUGUCAAGGCUGCUCAGGAGCGCAUGCAAUUUGCUAAGAAAUGCAUGAGGAAAGGCUUCAUGAUCUCUGAAGCUGAAAGUACCAGCACAGCAGUGGGUUCUGGAGAAACAGCACCUGCUUCUCCUGCCUCUGAACCAAUGGUGUCCCCUCCAGUAGCAACUGAAGCAAGCUCAGCAACUCAGAGGAAGGAAUGGGAGCCUCUUGAUCUCACCCCCUACAUUAGAAAAACACUGCCUGAGCCUGUGCUGAAGAAUGAGUCUAUUAUUCGAGAACAAGAGAUGCUUAAGGAAAAAGAAAUCAAUGUCUUCAGACAAUUUCGAGAGGUGGUUCUGGAACAUAGACAGAAAGAACUCAUGGCUAGGAACCAGUUAAAGCAAAACGUUUUUGAGAUGUAUGAAGAUCUUCAAGCAUCCUUAGAUGAAGCACGAGGCAGGGUUCUUAGCAUCCGGGAAGCAUACAGAACUAAGCUACUAGAAGCUGAGCGUUUAAGACUAGAAGCCCUAGCAGCUGAAGAAGCCGCCCUUCGAGCAGAACAAGAGAAGAAAACCCCAGACGUACAGAAAAAAAAGGGAGGAAAAGGUAAAGGUAAAGGGAAGAAAAAAUAAUUUUACCUGACAAUCUGCUGCACAAACUGCUUUGUGCAGAGUAUAUGUUUUCCACAGUAUUUUUCAGAGAACACAUCUUCAGCAGCAGAUUAUACAGUUCUGGCUUGUUUUCAAGUGUUAUUUUAAAGUCUACUUAGUAUUACAUCACCCUUUUUGUUUUUGCCACUGAUUUAAAAUUCUAUGGUUAACUUUACAAUUGAUUUUUACACUUUAAAAGCAAUAAAUGUUUGAAAUGAAAUUGUUUGCAUGCUUUUCAUUAUUUUCAGUUGAUUUUCAGAAUAAAUGGAAAGAUGAUUCAAUAAGAAGGCAAAAAGAAAGUAUAGUGGGAGCAGAGAGGAUAGUUAUCUGGAUAUCACCUCUUAGGUUAUUAAGUUUGGCCAAGAAGUGAGUAUGUUAUUAAGGCACAAAUCGACGAAUGACAAUUCAGUCCUCCAUAGCCCAUGCUUUUUAUACAAGUGAUCCAAGCAGAUUUUUUAUACAAGUGAUCCAAGCAGCGGCUUUCGAUACUAUUGACCAUGGUAUCCUUCUGGAACGCCUGAGGGAAUUGGGCAUCGGGGGCACUGCACUCCAGUGGUUCCGUUCCUACCUCUCGGGUAGAUUCCAGAU
Messenger RNA from Sceloporus undulatus (fence lizard), 5444 nucleotides. It is a transcript of the gene ADGB, whose product is annotated as androglobin. Gene Ontology annotation, biological process: proteolysis. NCBI's taxonomy places the organism in Eukaryota, Metazoa, Chordata, Lepidosauria, Squamata, Phrynosomatidae. The record is from RefSeq and is a predicted model, not a curated record. Gene Ontology annotation, molecular function: calcium-dependent cysteine-type endopeptidase activity; oxygen binding; protein binding. The transcript is spliced from 35 exons. The coding region runs from base 84 to 4838 and encodes 1584 amino acids.